This is a messenger RNA of Microtus ochrogaster (prairie vole), 2052 nucleotides long. RefSeq lists its product as uncharacterized. NCBI's taxonomy places the organism in Eukaryota, Metazoa, Chordata, Mammalia, Rodentia, Cricetidae. The record is from RefSeq and is a predicted model, not a curated record. Bases 129 to 1280 code for a protein of 383 amino acids. The transcript has 11 exons.
GUUUUCACAGCCAAAGGAAGCGGCAUGAUGAGAUAAUAGUGACAGGGCCAUGGCAGGGAAGAUGUUGCUAUGGCAACACAGCAGCAGGCCUCUCCUGGGAGGCUGCAUCCUAGCACAGUACACUACAGAUGACGUUGAUACUGCGUUGGCCUCUGCAGGGCUGGCACUUCCCCUCCUGCUCAGGGUCGCCAGAGACAGUGGAUUCAAGAGAAAAUGGGGCCAGACGUCUGGGGCCUGCUCCUUCCUUGGGCGUCCCAGAUCUUGAGAGACCAUUCAAAAAAGCCAAAGGAAAGAAAAGCAGAGACAAUCGAGCCCAAAUGGAGGACACAGGGAAGGCAGCGCAGCAGAUCUUGCCGGAACAGGCACAGCCCGAAGCCCCGCCAGCAUUCCCGCCCAAGGCCUCAACCCGGUUCCCUCCAAGGUCCAACACCUACCUGAUUACAGGGUUGCAAAACGAGCUGACCAAAAGUGGGGUUCUGAAGAACAUGACCGACCAUGAGGAUUUCUGGAAGCUGGUUCAGGAGGAAGCUCUUGGCGUGGGAAUUAAAGAAAAACUCCAGAAGAUAAGAUUUAAGUUGAUGAACCCCAGGCCCUGGCCGCCAGCUGCAGAAACCAGGAGGCUGGCCAGCACUGACCAAGACCGUGGGGGCCGCCAGGGGGCCCAGAGCCUUCUCUCUCGACUUACGGAAUGGAGAAAACGGUGCCAACAGCGUGCAGUGGCCCCGAGACUGCCCCACGAACAGGGGGAGAGCAAGAUUGUGUCUAAGACAAGGACGGAUUCCCAGAGCAAGAGAUAUCUCAGUCGGUUGGAUAAAAUGCAUUCUGCCUCCCUGGCUAACAUGGAAUUCUCCAGAAGACUGCUGGAGAGAGACGGCCGCUUUGAGGACCUGCUCGCCGAGCACAGGGCGAGAAGCCUGCUGGAUUACAUGGUCCCAAGCAGGCACACACAGGUAGAUGCUCCACCCAGAGAAAUGGGGGUGGAGGAACCCCCGGUCCCUGGCCAGCAACUUCAAGCACCACCUGCUCUCCGAUUCCUCAAGUCCCACAGCCCAGAAAGUCCGCAGAGAGGCUCCCGCUUGAAGACAGGAAGACAGCAAGUGACCCUGUGUGGCAUGAGCAAGCUUUCAGAUCAUGUGAGGGGCAAACUUGCUCCUGCCGGGAUAACCACCCACCCCAGGCCGACAGCACCCCUGACCCUGGAACACGUGAUCCAGACCCAUCCUGUGGUGGAGGCUAAGACCGCACGGCGAUACUGGGUGAACUAUGUGGACGAAGAAUAAGAUUUUAUACGGUUACUAGAUGUAAAGAAAAUCCAAACAUGAUGAUAAGCAACGAGGCUGACAUCCAGUAAAGAUGUAAAUCCCUGACAUGAGACACCUGGCACGGAUCGUUCUUUCUUUAUAAAGGUGACGUCACCAUACAGAGCCCAGAGCCAUGAAUUCAGAUGAUGGGGACGGCCAACACGGACAGGACAGUAGUCAUUGCCAGCCUGCUGAGCAGACUUAGGAAUGGGACUUAAACUGGGGGCUCUUCAGUUCCGCUGGCUCAGCGUCCUUCUGCCUGCUGCUGUGUUCACAGUGCCUUAAGGAAAAUAUGCCUGUUUUCUUUCUUAAAAAUAAGUUUUUUUAAAAAAACUUUCAAAUUAUGAGUGAGCAUAAGGAGGCAUGAAAAUGGAUCAAAGACGUUAAGUUUUUUUUAAAAAAAAACUUUUAAAUUAUGAGUGAGCAUAAAAAGGCAGGAUCCAUUGAUCAAAGGCGUUUGGUGAGAUGAAAUUAGCUUUAUAAGGUAGAAAAAUAUAAUCAAUGAAGGUAGUAGCCAACACGUGGUUGGAUUAGGCACACCUGAAGACAGCAUGCAGGAACUGGAUAGGCCAAAGACUUGGUCUGAUGCCUACCACUGACAAACAGCUGGCCUUCUUAGGCCAAUGGGGUUUAAUCCCAGGUCCAGCAGCAAUGACGGAGAGGCACAGGAAGGUACAACAGCAGAAAAGAAAGGUAUUUCUAGAACUGGGGAAAAAUGUCAACCUUUAGAUUUAAGGAGUCCAAAGAAUAA